AUGGAAGGAUGUGCUGUGGGGCGGGGCAGCUGUCCUCUUCUCCCCGGACCCAGCACCUGGAGAGCCAUCCCUGCAGGGUGGGCUAAGCGAGCACUGCUUCGCAGGGCUUCUGGUCUCCCUGGCAGACCUUACGCUGAACCGCAGCCGCUUCGACAGUGUCUUUGCAGAGAUCCAGCGACGACCACACUUGUCCAACAGCGGUCCUUUCACUAAUCCUGGGAGAAGCUAAUCGUUUUCUCCCCGUGCCCUGUCAGCCGCUCAUGCAGCCCAGGGAGGAAUUUUAGUAGCAACACUCCGGCUGUCACACCACUGAAAUUACCAAGCAACUCCAACUCAGGACCACCAGGAAAAGGCAGGAAGAUAAUCACCAUCAGGUCCCAGCCCCUUUUUGUGACAAGGACUAGAGGGUUUGGAUCUGCAGUGGGCUGUCUCCUGCUGGGCUCAUCUGUCCUAUAG
Molecule: messenger RNA, 456 nt
Organism: Nomascus leucogenys (northern white-cheeked gibbon)
Lineage: Eukaryota; Metazoa; Chordata; Mammalia; Primates; Hylobatidae
Product: protein FAM218A
Source: RefSeq, a predicted model, not a curated record